Leptopilina boulardi is the source of this 1163-nucleotide messenger RNA. It is a transcript of the gene Fer2, whose product is annotated as basic helix-loop-helix transcription factor amos. Gene Ontology annotation, biological process: regulation of transcription by RNA polymerase II; developmental process. The transcript has 5 exons. The record is from RefSeq and is a predicted model, not a curated record. The coding region runs from base 248 to 931 and encodes 227 amino acids. NCBI's taxonomy places the organism in Eukaryota, Metazoa, Arthropoda, Insecta, Hymenoptera, Figitidae. Gene Ontology annotation, molecular function: protein dimerization activity; DNA-binding transcription factor activity, RNA polymerase II-specific; RNA polymerase II transcription regulatory region sequence-specific DNA binding.
AAAAACAGAGUGAAUGAUAAUUCAAAUCUGGAAAUGUCAAAAAUUGUUUCAUUAAUUUGAUUAAUAUUAAAAAAAAAAAUUUCCGUUUUGUUUCUGUUUUCGUUUUUGAAUAUUUUAUUGAAAUAAUUUUGUUUUUGUGAAACUAAUUUGUUAAUUGACAAAAAUUUGGUUUUUCCAUUUGAAAAAAAUGCAACUGUGAUUUUGUGAGAAUUAUUUUUUUUUCAAAUUUUAUCUGGGAGAGACCAAAAUGGCAGGUCAUUUCGAAUAUGAAGAUAGAGGACAGAGGAUUCGUCAUCGAAUUGGAACGACUUCUAGACCUGCUGAUUCCACUGUCGCAUGUUCAAGUUCGCAAUAUUAUGUGGGCCCAAGCAAUGACAUUAGUGAAGAGGAUUUAGUUGAUUUACCAUCUUGUGUCUAUGCAGGAAGAAAUCCACACCACGUGACACAUACAACACAACAUUCACAUUCACCUUUACAUUAUCACAUACCAAAUACAACUCAAGAUCACAAUGACAUUGAUAUCAAUGGAGUUGAAGAAAGUUAUUAUCCAAAUGGCAGUCCUUAUAGAAUUCAAAGACACGCUGCCAAUAUUAGAGAACGAAAACGAAUGCUAAGCAUCAACUCGGCUUUCGACGAGCUAAGGGUUCAUGUACCCACCUUUCCAUACGAGAAGAGGCUCUCAAAAAUUGACACCCUACGAUUAGCAAUAGCGUACAUAGCAUUACUUAGGGAUUGUUUGGAUGCAAAACAGGAUCCUUUGACUUACAUCGAAAGGUGCCUUCGAGGAGAAAUUAUUGGCGUACGAGCUGAAUGGAAUACAAGUGAUUUAACAGCUCGAUUAUCGUGGAUAAAUUGGGAAAACCUUGGAGUCAACCCCAAUCGACGAUCAGUUUUAACUAAUUUAGCACUAACGACUGACAAUAUGACCUAAAAGAAAAAAUUAAUUAAUUUUCAAACUCUGUAAAAAUACCACAUAAAAUUAGGGUCGUAAAUAAUAAUAUAAAUCUCUAGUCUUUGUGCCCUUUGUGCAAUAUAUAAGAAUGUUUUAACAUUAAUUAAUGUAUUAUGUAUAUAAAUAUCCCUCUAAUCCAAAGAUCUAGUUAUGUAUUUAGAUACUAUAGAUAUUAUUAUUUAAUUUGAAAUAUAAUUAUUUAUAAAGUAAA